Molecule: messenger RNA, 7108 nt
Organism: Callithrix jacchus (white-tufted-ear marmoset)
Lineage: Eukaryota; Metazoa; Chordata; Mammalia; Primates; Cebidae
Source: RefSeq, a predicted model, not a curated record
CCGCGGGGAAGGCGGCGCGGGAGGGGAGGGCAGCGCACGGAGCAGCGCGGGGCCGGCUCCGCCAUUCAGGCGCGCGGCCUCCCCUCCCCCAGCCCCCACCGGCGCAUUGUUACACUCGCUCCCAUCCAUUCAGAGCCCGAGGCCCGCCGCGCCCCUGCCAGCCCCGGCUCCGCGCAGGAGGGCACCGCUGCAGCCCGCACUCCGGACCCUGCGUGGACUGGAGAACGACGAAGAGCACCAGGAAGGGAAACUGCUCGCCGGGGAAACGGGCGCCCCAGGAAGCUGGGGCCGUGACGGCCUUGGGCCUGGCUGGUGUUUCGCUUCCCCUCGGCCCCACCACGGAGGCCCCUGGCGCGACUAGGCUCCAAGUGUCACCCUCGCGUCCUGCCACCCCCUGUCCCCGCCUCACUCGGCUCCCAUGUCCUCCUCCCGGGUUCCCUGCCUUCAAGGCGCCGUGGGGGGGGGGGGACCGGCCUCGAGUAAGGCGGCGGGCUGCGCCGCUGUCUAUGAGGCGCCAGGCUCGCGUGUCCGGGGCCCCCGCCCGUGACGUCACCCCCGAAGGGCCCGUGCGCCCCGGGCCUGGCCGCUACAGAACUCCUCAGGUCGCGAGGGCCGCUUCCUGCCCGGCCUCAAGGCCUGCGCAUAGGCCCAGGCGCCGCUGCCCGGAUGGGGACACCGCAGAGAGCCCGCGCACCCCAUCUCGCCACGCACGGCCCUCGCCGGCCCUGACUCCCACUAGACGGCCACACCGGGCCGCGGUCACGCAUGGAGAAGUCAGCUACCCGCCCCCCACUUCGGACGCACUCACAAAGCUCCCCUUGGCCCCCGGCGCCGCGCGAAUAUUCCCCACGUCCCCACCCCACGCUCCUCCAACACUCCACGCCUCGGCGCACGCAGAGCCCCUGCCACACUCGUCCCUCGCGCCCCCACCCGACCUCAGCUCCGCACACAUCCCCAGAAGACCCUCAGCCGCGGCACAGGGCGCCCCCACCCUACAGCUCCCCAGACGUCCAUCCGGUGACCUCGAGCACCCCCCCACACACCACACAAAGCAAGGACCCCGCGGACCCCACAUCUCAACCCAGCGCGCGCGCUCGGCCCCUGAAUCCGCCUCCGCUCCUUACCCGGCCCAAGAUCCCGACGUCUCGCGCCGCCACCGCCCCGGGGCAGCGUCCACUGGGCCCCCCGCGCCCGGGCGCUCGUUGCUCACCUCGGCGCCCGCGCUCACUCGGGGGCCCUGGGUCUGGCGCUGCGACUUCGCGGCCCGGAGGCCUGGGUGGCCAUGGGGGGUCCGGGCGCGGCAGCCCGGCCGGCCCGCGGCCAGGCAGGAAGGAGGGUGGGCCGCGGCGCCCCCUCCUCGCGCCGGCGCUCAGGUCGCGAGCAGGGGCGGCCUGCUCAGCUCGCCUCUCGCCCUCGCCGCCCUCGCUCUCCCACUCGCCUCUCGGAGCCCAGCCGCGGGCGGGGGCGGCGCCCAGGAGCGCUGGGAGCGGGCGGCGCGGGGAUCCGGCCCUGGCCGCACACCGGCCGGGCCUGCCUGGUGUCCGCGGGUGCCGCGGGGAAAUGCGAUCCCCUCCGCACAGGAAGAGCGGCCGGGCGGGCGACGCGCGGGGGGAGAAGGAGAGCGAGAGCGCGAGGAAAAAAGUUCCCGGGCGGCCUGGCUGCGCUCGCUCGCGGCCCCGGGCUCCAGGUGGGCCGUGCGCGCCCCGACAGCACCCCCUGGCGGUCCGCGCGCCCCCCGCCCGUCGGCCUGCGGGAGGGGGCCUCUGCGGUGGGAUCCCCGCACGGCACGGGAGGACUGUAGCGCCCUGCGUUCAGGAGCUUCCAGCGUCGAGCCAGGCCCCCACCCUCACCCCGCCGCUAGCCCUCACCUGUGUCCACCUCUUUACAGUUUGAGAAACAUUUUCGAUUUCAAAACUCCACUGGCUUCAUGUAAAAAAACUUCAUUUACUAGGCACCUGGCACCUUGCUGAGUCCUGAGGAAUCAGCAGAGACAAUGCUGUCCCUGCUGUCAUGGAGCUGGCAUCCUGGUGGGAAGAGACAGACAGCAAACAAAUGCUUAGAUACACGACGAAGAUAAUUUUAGCAGUAAGUGCUAGGAAGAAAAUUAGCAGGUGAAGUGACGGCUAGGGCUCCUUGGCUGGGGGUGAGAUAAGGAGGCCUGUCUGUGCAAAGAUCUAAAUAGCAGGAGGAACCGCCAUGGGUAGUCUGGGAAGAGCAUUUUUUUCUUUUAGAGGCUUUGUUUUGCUGUGUUGCCCAGGCCAAGCUUGAAGUCCUGGCCUUGAACAGUCCUCCCACCUCGGCCUCCUGAGUAGCUGGGACUACAGGGGCCUGUCCUGCUGGGAAGAGCAUUCUUGGCAGAGAGAACAUCAAAUGCAAAGAUCCCGAGGCAAGAGAGAACUUGAGAUGGUGUCUUGCUAUGUUGCCCAGGCUGGUCUGGAACUCUGGGCUCAAGUGAUCCUGCUUCCUUGGCCUCCCGAAGUGCUGGAAUUUUAGGUAUGAGCCAUCACGCCUGGCCAGAACUGCUACUUUUGAGACCUACUGUGUGCCAGGUGCCUAGCGAUGCUGUAACAAAUUGCCACAAGAGGCUUAAAACAAGACAAAUGUAUUCCUUUUUUUUUUUUUUUUUUUGAGACAGAUUCUUGCUCUGUUGCCCAGGCUGGAGUACAGUGGUGCAAUCUCAGCUUACAGCAGCCUUUGUCUCCCAAGUUCAAGGGAUUCUCAUGCCUCAGUUUUCCAAGUAGCUGGGAUCACACCACCAUGCCUAGCUAAUUUUUGUAUUUUUUGUAGAGAGUGGAUUUCACCAUGUUGUCCAUGCUGGACAGAUUUAUUCUUUUUUCAUUCUUUACAGUUGUGGAGGUCAAAACUCCAAAAUCAGUUUCACUGGGCUAAAUCCAAGGAGUGGGCCGGGCUGGCUCUCCUGGUGCCUCCAGGGGAAAAUCUGUUCCAGUUUCUGGAGACUGCCUGUGUUUCUCAGCUUGUGACCCCUUGGUGACCUCUGGAAGCUAGAACAGGCAAGAAAACAAUUGCUUCCAUGGUCCCAGCUCCUGCUUCCUCCCUUGACCUUCCUGCCUCCACUCAUGAGGAGCCUUGUGAUUCCAUUCCAGGCCACCUGGAUAAUCCAGGCUAAUCCCUCCAUCUCAAGAAGACCCUUAAUUUAUUUAAUCACAUCUGCGAGGACCCUCUGAAUGCUGCCUCGCCACAGCUCAUUUUACAGAUAGGAAAAUAGGGGCUCAGAGAGGUGAAGUCACGGAUCCAAAGUCACGUAGCAGGUCAAAAGGAGAUCAUGUUUCCUGCCUGGAGGAGAGGCCCCUGUGGGCUAGAAUAGGGGAAAAAGGAGGGGAUAUAUCUCAGGAUAGAAUCCUGCACCCUGCCAGGGACCAGGCUUAUCCUUGGCUCAUUCCACAGGAUGCAAAGGCGCUUACUGUGGCCAGGCGAUUCCUGUGGCCUCACAAGGUAACACCCGCAUUUCAAUAGCCCCCUUGUUCAGAUGAGGAAACAGACUCAGGGAAUGAAGUCACCUGCCGAAGACCACACAGUCAUACCUAGAUUCUCCUGGCCUGAUCUCCUACCCAUGCUGCUGUCCUGCCUCCUCUACGAUCCCUGGAUGGAGCCUCCAGGCUGUUCUUACACAGUCCUGGCCGAGUGUGAGUGUGCAGUGGGACUCCCCUCAGCAAGCAUGUAGCUAGUACCUAUUUGGCACCUUCUAGGUGCAUUUCAGUCUUAUUAUCUCCAUUUUCGUAGAGGCCUAGAGAGGGGAGGAAUUUCUCCUAGAAUACCUACCUCUGUGUGGGCAGCUGUCAGCCAGGCUCUCUGCUUAGACAGUAACAGAGGAAUGAGAUGGAAAUUCAGAACUACUGCCCUAGCUCUGCCACCUGCCAAUAGCAUGGCCUUGGGUAUCUCCUCACCCUCUCUGAGCCUCCAGUUUCUAACAGGAGGAGUGUUGCUAUGCCUUCCUCCUUGGCUUAUGAGGAUUUAAAACACUUCAACACUGUACAGCUCUGGACCCCUCACCCCCUCAGCCUCCACCACUUCUACUGAGAAGACAGAUGUGACUGUAAAGCUUUCUUGCCAACAUCUUGUGAGUGCCCAGAGCCCUGUGGCAAGAAGCCUCUGCCAGGGAAAGGGAUGAGGGAAGUAAGGGCAGUGAUAGGGAAGCAGAGCCAGGAGAGACCCUUGGGCUUCCUUCCUUCAAGGCCUCUGGUCUCUAGCCAAGAGAAGAGAGUGAGCAGGUGAGAGCCCCGCUCAGCUCCAGGCAUUUUAUUUUUUUCCAGACAGGACCUUGCUCUGUUGUUCAGGCUGGAGUACAGUGGCACAAUCAUGACUCACUGCAGCCUCAACUUCCCAAGCUCAAGCAAUCCUCCCACCUCAGCCUCCCAAGUUGCUCUGACUACAGGUGCACACUCUCACCCCCAGCUAAUUUUGUAUUUUUUGUAGAGAUGGGUUUUGCCAUGUUGCUCAGGCUGGUCUCAAACUCUUAAGUGAUCUGCCUGCCUUGGCCUCCUAAAACUGGGAUUACAGGUGUGAGCCACUGUGUGUGGACAACUCCAGGCAAAUUGAUCACCACAGAGAAGGGGAUUCUGUCCAGUUCCAGGGAUGCCCCUUAAGGGGUCCCAGACCAGCUGGGCCAGAACCAGACAAGCCUCUGUUUAUUCAUUCAAUACAUAUUUAUGGAGCCAAAUGUCAUUCUAGAUUCCAUUCCCAGGAUGUGAUGUGGGACCCACCACACAGCACCCACAGUCUGGCAAGUGAGGCACAUAUUGAACCCACUCUGGAGAAGGGUCUCAUUAUCCUGAGAAAAAGGCCUCUUUGACCACAAGUAAAAGCUUUGGGAUCCAACAUUUCUUAGCAAUUGGAAAAAAAAAAGUUUAAUCAGAAUUUUGUUUUGAAAAAUGAAAUUAAAACUAUGAAAAUGUAUACAUUUUAUCUUCCACAAACAAAAUUUAGGUUAAUGUGCUAAUUCUUAGAUUAAUGUGCUGAUACUUAGUGUUAUGGUUUGACUGUCCCCUCCAAAAUGUAGGGUGAAAUUUAUUUUGUUUAUUUGAGAUGGAGUUUUGUUCUUGUCAGUCAGGCUGGAGUGCAGUGGUGAGAUCUUGGCUCACUGCAACCCCUGCCAUCCAGGUUCCAGUGGCUCUGCUGCCUCAGCCUGUUGAGUAGCUGGGAUUACAGGCACCCACCACGAUGCCUGGCUAAUUUUUGUUUUUUUAAUAGAGACAGGGUUUCACCAUGUUAGCCACCCUGGUCUUGAACUUCUGACCUCAAGUGAUCCAGCCCCCUCGGCCUCCCAAAGUGCUGGGAUUACAGGCAUGAGCCACUGCCCCCAGCUGACUUAUGAUGAGAUUUAAUUGCCAUUGUGAAGGUACUAAAACGUGGGACUAUUAAGAAGUGAUUAGGUCAUAAGGGCAGAACCCUCAUGAAUGGAUGAAUCUCUUCAUUGAAGGAGUGAGCUCAUUAUGAAGAAGGGGGGGGUAUUGUAAAAUGAGUUGGUCUCUCUCUUGCUCAUUUGCCCUUCUUGCGUCCUCCAUGGGAUAACACAGCAUGAAGGCCCCCACUAGAUGCUGGUGCCAUACUCUUGGACUUCUCAGUCUUCAGAAUCUUGAGCCAAACAGGGCGGACCCAGCCAAAUAGAUAGACAGAUCCUUGGUUUGUCAGCAACUGUGUGGAGGUCUCCAGCAUCACUCGCACCAACUUCAUGAAAUUCUACAGCUCUGAAGAUUUCCUUUGCCGCCAGCUUGCAUAAGCAGACCUGACAGAAGAGUUGCCAAUGGGAGGGCUGUAGAGACGCUGGUGCUAGGCGGGUGAGAUGCUGGAGUGCAAAUGAAGUAAGUGGCCAGGACAGUGGUGGAUAUAUUCACGUUUUGACAAUUCUUACUCCCAACUCAGAUAAUGAAUGCUCAGCUGUGGGGCACCCCAAUCAUACAAUUAACUGAAUCAGCCCAAGAUCUCUUGCAUCUGGAGUCAGGGAGGGAUAAAGUCCAUCUGAUUUCAGCUGGUGUUCUUGGGGAUCUCUGUUAUAAAGCCUACAUCCUACCUAGCACACUGAGUCUUUUGGUGGUAAUUACAACUGAUUUUCCUGGAGGGACCAUUCUUUCCCACUUGUGGCCCAUGUGGUCCAGGCUGGGCUGUCCCUACCUCUAGGAUGCAGAGACUGUCACUGCAUUUGACUUGGGUUCAACCGAAGUGCCCCAUUUGCCUGGCCACAGGGAUUGGUUCAGGCGUGGUUUGAAUGACCUGAGCCCGCCUGGAGUUUUGCUGGAAGCGUUGAGCUUUGCCGGAGCCUCCAGGAGUAGCUGAGCUGGUUGACUGUGAGUCUGAGAACAAAGCCAAUGGGGAAGAACGAGGAGUUGAGAGGCAUGGAGACACCCUCUGGGCACCUGGAUUCAGCUGUGCCUGAAGCUCCCAGGACUUUAAGUUACUUGAGCCAAUACGUUCACCUUUUUGGAUAAACCAGUUUGAGCUUGUUUUCUGUCACUUGCCUGAAAGAGAGCUGAUGCUUUACCCAGAGAAGAAAAAUUUGGAAUGGGGAGAGAAGGGGAGUGACCACUGUCUUCAAAGAUCUGAAGGGCCGCCUUGGCCUUGGGUGCUCACACACAGGCUGUGUGGUUCAGUGGGCAGAGAGAUUCAAGCAGGCUUCUGGCUGUUUAUGAAGAAUGUUCCCACAACGAGAGCUUUUCAGAGAGGGCCCCGGGCAACUUCAAGAAAGGGAGGAAGCUUCCCGUGUCUGGGGGUAUGCAAGCAGAGGCAGGACGUGGUGAAGGGGACUCAGGCUGACUAGGAGGACAGGGAUCUUGUAAUUUAGGAAUGUGACCUAGCACCUCCAACCAGCUUGCAUGUUGAGCCGGAGAAUAAUAGUCAGGCCCCAUCUUUAAUUAUAAAAUAUUUAAGAUAUUCAAGAAGGUACAGAAAAUAAUUCAGUGAUCACUCCUGCAUUCACCACUGUCAGCUGAAGAAAUAAAACCACCGGAACAGCCGAGCUCCUGACCGCAGACCCCUCCACCCUCCUGCCCUCCCUCCCGGACUGGUCAUUAAGCUUUGACUAACCCACGCAUAGUCCUAAGGGAUAAGUACUUCAGAGGUCUUUUUUUAAAUAGAAGGGUUAGAAUUGCCAUGC